Molecule: messenger RNA, 4717 nt
Organism: Tachysurus fulvidraco (yellow catfish)
Lineage: Eukaryota; Metazoa; Chordata; Actinopteri; Siluriformes; Bagridae
Gene: ankrd28b
Product: ankyrin repeat domain 28b
Exons: 28
Coding region: 191-3346 (1051 amino acids)
Molecular function (GO): protein binding
Source: RefSeq, a predicted model, not a curated record
CUACUGUUUUUGCAGCGCCAUAGUGGCGGUAAUGUUAUGGAGUUUUCUUAACCCUGUUCUGUAGUAGCUAAAUGAAGGAAAAUGUCUGACCUGUUGGAAGUUUUAAAGUUAUACGGUUAGCGAUUAUCAGCGUUGAGGAGUCAGAGGAAGACGCUAUUAUUUGCCUGAGAGCCUUAGAGACUGGUAGAAAAUGGUGGUUCUCAAAAUUCGAGACCAGCCUCCCCUGCUAAAAGCUAUUUUCAACAUUGACCCAGAUGAAGUUAGGUCCCUUAUAUUCAAAAAAGAGGACGUAAAUGUGCAGGAUAACGAGAAAAGGACUCCACUUCAUGCUGCUGCCUACCUAGGAGAUGCUGAAAUCAUAGAGCUCCUGAUUUUAUCAGGAGCGAGAGUAAAUGCCAAAGACAAUAAGUGGCUGACUCCUUUGCACCGAGCCGUAGCCUCAUGCAGUGAGGAAGCGGUGCAGGUGCUGUUGAAGCACUCUGCUGAUGUGAACGCACGGGAUAAGAAUUGGCAAACGCCACUGCAUGUAGCCGCGGCUAACAAAGCAGUGUGCUGUGCUGAGGCGCUGGUGCCUCUGCUGAGCAAUGUGAACGUGUCAGACCGCGCAGGCCGCACCGCUCUGCACCAUGCUGCCUUCAGCGGUCAUCUUGAGAUGGUAAGAUUACUGCUGUCCAGAGGCGCGAACAUUAAUGCGUUUGAUAAAAAGGACCGGCGCGCAAUCCAUUGGGCUGCAUACAUGGGUCAUCUGGAAGUGGUGAAGCUUUUAGUGUCUCAUGGCGCCGAGGUGACGUGCAAAGAUAAAAAGGCCUAUACACCUCUGCAUGCAGCAGCCUCUAGUGGGAUGAUUAGCGUGGUCAAAUACCUGUUAGGCCUAGGAGUGGAUAUCAAUGAGCCGAACGCAUAUGGAAACACACCACUGCACGUGGCCUGCUAUAAUGGGCAGGAUGUGGUGGUGAACGAGCUGAUAGAAUGCGGAGCCAAUGUCAACCAGGUAAACGAGAAGGGUUUCGCACCUCUGCACUUCACAGCCGCCUCACGGCACGGCGCAUUCUGUCUCAAGCUCCUCAUAGGGAACGGAGCAGACGUCAACAUCAAGAGCAAAGAUGGGAAAACUCCCUUGCACAUGACUGCCAUCCAUGGGAGGUUCUCCCAAUCACAAGCAAUCAUUCAAAAUGGCGCUGAGAUAGACUGUGAAGAUAAAAAUGGCAACACACCGCUACACAUUGCAGCAAGAUAUGGACAUGAACUUCUCAUCAACACUCUCAUUACCAAUGGAGCUGACACCUCAAAGCGAGGCGUCCAUGGCAUGUUUCCUCUGCAUUUAGCCGCACUCAGUGGCUUCUCAGACUGCUGUCGUAAACUGCUUUCAUCUGGCUUUGACAUAGACACUCCUGAUGAUUUUGGAAGGACCUGUUUACAUGCUGCAGCAGCUGGAGGGAAUCUGGACUGUCUGAAUCUUCUUCUCAAUACAGGGGCAGAUUUUAACAAGAAAGACAGUUUCAGGAGGACGCCAUUGCACUAUGCAGCUGCAAACUGUAACUAUCAGUGCCUAUUUGCUAUGGUGGGUUCAGGAGCCAGCGUCAAUGACCUGGACAAAAGGGGCUGCACUCCCCUGCACUACGCUGCUGCUUCUGACUCUGAUGGAAAGUGCCUGGAGUAUUUGCUGAGAAACGACGCUAAUCCAGGGAUCCGAGACCAUCAGGGUUAUAAUGCAGUGCACUACGCUUCUGCAUAUGGACACCGCUUGUGUCUCGAGCUGAUUGCAAGUGAAACCCCUUUAGAUGUGCUAAUGGAGACCUCAGGGACCGACAUCCUCAAUGAUUCUGAUGUUCGAGCUCCGGUUAGCCCACUUCAUCUCUCUGCAUAUCAUGGGCAUCACCAGGCCCUCGAGGUGCUCGUACAGUCGCUGCUGGAUCUGGAUGUGAGGACAGAUCAGGGCCACACACCGCUGGACCUGGCUGCAUUUAAAGGCCAUGUGGAGUGUGUGGAUGUUCUUAUUAACCAAGGAGCUUCCAUCCUUGUCAAGGAUUACACACACAAACGCACCCCCAUCCAUGCAGCAGCCACAAACGGCCACCCUGACUGUCUACGUUUGUUGAUUGGAAAUGCUGACAUACAGAGUGCAGUUGACAUUCAAGAUGGUAUCGGGCAGACACCUCUGAUGCUGGCUGUGUUGAGCGGUCAUACAGAGUGUGUGUAUUCUUUGCUCAAUAAAGGAGCGAAUGUAGAAGCCAAAGACAAGUGGGGCCGCACCGCUUUACACAGAGGGGCAGUGACGGGACAUGAGGAGUGUGUGGAAGCCUUGCUGCAGCACAACGCAGGUUUCAUGAUGCGGGACUGUAGAGGGCGCUCUCCUGUACAUUUGGCCGCCGCCUGUGGUCACGUGGGUGUUUUGGGGGGUUUGCUACAUGCAGCUCAAUCUUUGGAUUCUAUCCCUGUCAUCACAGACCACCAGGGAUACACACCUCUGCAUUGGGCAUGUUACAAUGGUCAUGACACGUGUGUUGAAGUGCUGCUAGAACAAGAGCUGUUCCACAAGGCUGAGGGCAACUCCUUCAGCCCACUUCACUGUGCUGUGAUAAACGACAAUGAGGGAGCAGCUGAAAUGUUGAUUGACACUUUGGGUCCAGUCAUUGUCAACACUGCUGACUCUAAAAACAGGUCUCCGCUUCAUGCCGCCGCAUUCACCGAUCAUGUGGAGUGUCUGCAACUUCUUCUAGCCCACAACGCCCAGGUUAAUUGUGUCGACUCCGCUGGCAAGUCCCCGCUUAUGAUGGCUGCUGAAAAUGGACAGACAAAUGCCGUUGAGUUGUUGGUAAGCAGUGCAAAAGCAGACCUGACCUUGCAGGAUGCCAAUAAAAACACUGCACUACACCUGGCCUGCAGCAAGGGACAUGAGACCAGUGCCUUGUUGAUUUUAGAGAAGAUCACAGACAGAAAUCUCAUCAACUCCACUAACGCAGCUUUACAAACGCCGCUACAUGUGGCUGCCAGAAACGGACUGAUUGUUGUGGUACAGGAGCUGCUGGCCAAGAGUGCAAGCGUGCUAGCUGUUGAUGAAAAUGGUUACACACCUGCCCUGGCCUGUGCCCCCAACAAAGAUGUGGCAGACUGCCUGGCUCUCAUCCUGGCCACCAUGAUGCCUGUGUCUCCCAGCAGUGGGUCCGUGCCCAGCCUUCCGUUUAGUACCAUCAACCACUACACUAGCCCAGCCAAGAGUGCCACAUUCGACAGCUUGCCCAUGCUGCGCAGUGGACACAGCACCUACUGCAGCUUCAACAGCAUCAGCCAUCACGGCUUCUACAAAGACGAAGAGCUCAAUGAUUCUGACUCUGAGACCUACUGAAAGAGAGGGAGAGAUAAGGAGAAGAGAUUCAUACUGUCACCUGGAGGCAGCUUUGUCCUAGCAGCUGGCCACUGUGCAGAGCCUUAAGUCCAGACACCCCCUCCCCCCCAAAGACACACACACACACACACACACACACACACACACACACACACACACACACACACACAUACAUACAUAUGUAAAGGCCCAGAAGACACGACUUACUGCCCCUGCCCCUUUCUCCAUCUGCCUCAAUCUUAACCAGCACCUUUCAGCAGAUACCUCAGAGUAUUUUCUGCUUCUCUCCUCCGAUGGCUUGUCUCUGAUUUGCUCUGGACACCUGAUUCGCCGAGCUGCCUCCCUACAUGGCAAUAAAGUGUAACAAAUCAUCAGCCUGGGGACCAAAGUUUUGUAGGUGUAGUUUGAAACUGAUUUCUUUUCUCUCACGGGAUUAAGCUCUUUUUCAACUGGUUUUUGAAAAUAAGGGCAGGUUUUUAAUUGUCCCGAUUAAAGAAGACGACGUGGCUGAUUGUGAAGCUUUCAAAGUGAUCCCUCAUGCACACUUAAUGUUGCUACUUUGCAUAGGGGGAAAGAGAUGAUUUAUUUUUUAAAAACAGGUUUUUACUACAUGUCUAUGUCCUCUAUCCCUCUGAGUGGGAAAAAAAUUAUAGCAUUUUCUUCUAUUUUCAAAUCAUCGAGGGCAAGUGGAGAAAAAUAAAUAUAAGCUUUGUAAUGCUAAAGGAGAUGGGCAUGAAGUUCAAGCUAACCAUUGCUGUCUUUUCUUUAAAAAUAAAUUAUUCUUUUUACGUGUAUUUAUUUUUAGUUUCCACGUUUCAUCAUCUUGUGCCUUCACAUGUUGCUGUGUGGAUGCAGGAAAGUAGGGGCAGUUUGGAGAACAAAACUAUGAUGCACAAAUAAAACACUAUGUUUGUAUUUAAAAGAAAAAAAGCACUGAAACUGGACUGAAGCAAACAGCUCCCAGCAUGCUUUGCUCUUGAAGAAGAACACUGUGUAAUCCAAUGUUAGGACAGCAUCUGGUCUCUUUGUAUGAUGAAAUGUGAAUAUUAAUAUGUUCUAUAUUUUCCUGGCUCUAAUCAGUUUUUGGCUUUCUUUGAUUAGAUAAUGAGAACACUUGAUCCUUGGUAUGUUAAAGUUGUUUGUCUUUUCUCACAUUGAUUUUGGAAUGAUUUAAAACUGGAUAUUCAUCUUAGUUUAAGUUUGUUGGCUAAAUGAAAGUGGAGCAGCGUUGUGCUUUUUGUUUUGGGUUUUUUUCUAUGCUUUUUUGCAGGAUUGGAAAGAAAUUCUCUACCAAAGCAACUGCUCUCUACCAUUCAGCACAAGAUGUUCAUGUAUAUUUUUUGGUUGGCUAAAUAAAGAAAUGUGAUUUUA